CAUAAAAUAAUUUUUAUAUAUAAUGUUCAUCUCGCGCAAGGCGCGGGUCUUAACCUAGUAGUUAGAUACUUACAUUACAUAGCUAAACAAACGAGAAAAAUCAAUGCAUACGCUCACAUCACUGCAAAACGAAAAAGCCAAUAUCAAACUAUAUAUGUCCAAAAGCAGUCACAUGUAGAUCAUUCUUUUAUGUACUCAGCAAUAUUUUCGUUUGCGCCAAUUGUUAUAAAAUAUUAGACUUGGAUCCAUGUAUAUUUGUCUAUUUUGAUUUUUUUAUGAAACUAUAUGUCAAAAAGUAUAUAUUUUCCAAUUAAAAAAGAACUUUAGCCCAAAGAUUAACAAAUACUUUGAGGGCUCCAAUGCAAUGUUUGUAUGGACCAGCAUCAAAGACCGGUAGCCAGGGGUGAAUCUAGAACAUAUUAUUGGGGUGAAUCUAGAACAUAUUAUUAGUGGGUGCGUAUAUUAGUACAUUAUUACAUAUACGAAUUAGUAGGACAACAUCAGAAAUAUACAGAAUUUGGGUGCACAAUUGUGUUUUGGUUAAAUAGCAAAAUUUAAACAAAAUUCCUUAUAAAACUUUUUUUUUAGAAAAGAAUGGGUGUACUUGCACUUUUAGUCCUCUAUCUGCAUUCGCCAUUGUCGGUGGUGAUAAACCAAGAAUAUUUUUUACCGAAAAUAAACUAUCAAUUUAAAAGAAACAAAACCCAAAAGUCUAGGAUUCUAACUUUGUUUUUGAAAAUCCUGAUAAGAAAUUUUACAAGCACUACUAGUGACUCUUUAGCAAUUUAGUGUACAAAUAAAUAUCUAUGAAAAAUUAACACGUAUCACAUAUACACCAUAUUUCCAUAAAUCUGCCACUAAACGACUUUUAGUUAAACAUACAUCAAUUGGUUUACUAUAGUACUUAACACUUUAAAUCAUACUAGCUAGUACAAUCUAGUUAAAUUGUUCAAUAAAUUUGAUGUAAGAUAAACAAGGAGGUAAUCUGUGGAUAUAAUUUUUGGAUGGAGACAAAUCUUCGGAUAACAAACUUAACAUAAUUGACCAAAUAUUCUUUCGAUGAGUCUAAUGCAAGAAUAUCGUUGGUCAAAUAUAUGUGGUAUUUGAAUAUGGAAAGAGAUACUAAGCUUGAUUCUCAGUGAGAAUAAAUAAAUUUAACCGUUGAUUUGAUUGGACAAUGGUUAAUCGGAUGAUAUGUUGUUGAUUUAGAGUAACUUAAAUAUGGAAUUGGCCGUUUGGUAUAAAAACAAAAAGAAAUGCAAGAUUUUAACCUUAAAUGUUGAUUUCAUCAAUAAAAUAUGUUUUGGUAAAAUGAUUGAUAACAAUUGUGGGUAGAUUGCGAUUAUAGUUUGGUAGGAGAAAUUAAAAAUAUUCAUUAAACAUUGUUUUGACGAUGAACUAAUCCGCAAUAAAAAUACUAAAUAACAAGUGAAACACACAUUUGCCAAUAGAGAUAGUGAGUCUCUACCAAUUAUAAGGAUAUGAUUAUUAUGAUCUACAAAUGUUUCAUAAAUCUAUUAGAAUUUAUGUACCAUUUUGACACCAAUUUUUCUAAGAUCAUUUUUAAAAGUAGAAUAAACUUAAAGAUUCAGUUAAAAUCUCCAACUUAAAAAAAAAUAUUGUCUUUAAUUUAUUUCUUCUAGGUUACACAGUAGUUGAAACAAAAGAAAACAUAUUAUGAGUAUACUUAUCUGUUCUUUAAGAAAAAAAAAAUUCGAAAGUGUUUUCACUUUACUUAAAAUUUCUAUUAUCAAAGUAAUGGCUAUGUAAUUCCCCAAAAUUUUGUAUUCUCAUGUAAUAUGUCAAUUUAUUAGCAGUAAAACUAGGUGAUGUUAUUCGAUUAGAUUAAAGGAAACAAAAAGUAAUAAUAUAAAUUAUUUAUUUAUUAAAUAUGAAUUUUAGUUCAAUGUGAUUCUUUUUGAUGUUAAAAUAAUAUUGAAACAUAAUAAAAUGUAUAUGAUAAUAAUAUUUUAUUAAAUUUAUUCUUGUAUCUAUAGUAGGUAAACAAAAAGACAAAGAUUUUUAAAUUGGUUUGAGUACAUCGUAGAAAUGAAUUUACAUAUAAUAAAAUAUAAAAUAUAUCUUCUCAAAAUAAAUUAUAUUUUGCUUCUUAUUUUUUAACAAAAACAUAUAUUUUUCUUAGCUUAAACUUUUAUAUAUAUAUAUACACAUAAUUGGUACUCAGUACUUUGUAUAAGAGGUAGUAUAUAUCUCUAAUACGUAUUUGAAUGAAAUAGAAUUGGAAUGGCCAUUUAUUCUCAUUUGUAAAAUAUAGUAUGUAUGACCUUCUCCAAUAGAAAUAUAUAUUUUUUUCUUUAUAUUCCCAUUUAUAAAAUAAUUUUAUUUUGAAUUAUUUUCACACCACCAUUUUUUUUUUGAAAGAACGCACCACCAUUUUCUAUAUAACUGGUGAUUAGUUUGUGAAUUUACCAAAAAAAAUAUUCUUACAAACUAUAACAACAAAAAAUUACUUUCUGUGGUAGAGAACAAAUGGAUCAUAACGAUGGUGGAAACUCAAGCAGUGAACAUACUUCGGUAAAUGCCAAGAAAAGAGAGAAAAGAACUUAUCGUCGCCACACUUUUCAACAAACCCAGAGACUUGAAGCUUAUUUCAUGGAAUGUCCUAAUCCAGAAGAAUCACAACGGCUCAGUUUAGGUGAAGAGCUGAAUCUUGAGCCAGACCAAAUCAAAUUUUGGUUUCAAAACAAGAGAACUCAAAACAAAACUCAGAUUGAAAGAAAUGCUAACAUCUUACUUCGUGAAGAAAAUAAAAAGAUCAAAUGUGAAAACGAAGCUAUGCUAGAGGCUUUAAGGAUCGUGACUUGUCCAGAUUGUGGUGGUCCUCCUCUUGGUGUAGAACGCGGCCACAAUUUCCAAAACUUGAGUCUAGUAAACACUUUUCUCACAGAACAGCGUGACGAAAUGGCAAACACUGUAUCCAUGAACCAGCACCAACAAAACAUGGUGAACUUAUUCGCUUCUGUUCAGGGACAACAAAUCUUUGAUACUCACACCUCGUAUGGAACUAUUCCAAACAGUCUCAUGAACGAUCCAUCGAACUCAGUAGGAUCAUCAACUUCUCAAGACAUCCAACUACAACUGAUAUCCCAAAUGGAUAUAACGCAAUUGUCUGAAACUGCGACAAGAGCCGUUGAAGAGCUCAAGCGGCUAUUUGUUACGGAAGAUUUGUGGGUUAUGUCGUCUAUCGAUGGAACAUAUGUGAUUGACCAAGAGAGUUAUGAGAAGUUCUCGCACUCGAUCAAACAUUUCAGGAAAUUGAGUGCUCGUGUCGAGUCUUCCAAAGAUGUCACGGUGGUUCCUAUAGAAGCAACGAACUUGAUUGAAAUGUUCUUGGAUUCGGAAAAGUGGAAAAGUCUUUUUCCAACGAUCGUGGCCAAGGCCAUGACGAUUCACAAGCUCGGAUCCGAGCUUCCCAUCAACGAAAACUGCAAUAACUUGCAAGUGAUAUGGGAGAAACUACACAUUCUGUCGCCGCUAGUGCCACCAAGGGAGUUUAUGAUCGUCAGGUGCUGCCAAAAGAUCGAUGAAGGGAUCUGGAUUGUUGCUGAUGUGUCACAAAGAAUCGUUGACUCUGACCAAAUCAACUCUUUUUGCUAUAAACGUCCUUCUGGCUGUCUCAUCAGAGCAUUUCCCGGUGCUCACUCCGAGGUAACAUGGAUAGAGCAUGUGGAAGUUGACCAUAAACCCGAUGCACAUUGGUUAUAUAGAGAGCUUUUAUGUGGCGGCUCAGGAUACGGGGCUAAGCGUUGGACCACCACUCUGGAAAGAAUGUGUGAGAGGAUGGCUCUCUCCUCCAUCCUAACCAUUCCGGCUACUGACUGGAGCGAAGCUAUAGCGACAGUGGAAGGCAGAAUGAGUGUAAUGAAAUUAGGGGAAAGAAUGGUGAUGAACUUCAACGAGAUGCUGACCAUGUCCGGGAAAGUUGACUUUCCACAGCAGUCCAAAUGUGGAGUCAGAAUCUCGAUCAGGAUGAACCAUGACUCCGGUCAACCAUCCGGUUUAGUUGUCAGUGCUGCGUCUUCUUUCUCAGUUCCGAUCACUCCUUUGCAAGUCUUCGACAGCCUGCUAAACAAUGAGACUCGUCACCAGUGGGACGUUCUUUGCUAUCGAUCCGCAGUCUCUGUGACCGCUCGCAUUCUCACCGGAUAUAAUGAAAACAACUACAUCACCAUUCUCCAGCCCACACAAAGAGAGGAUGAUGUCAUAUCUAUGUCACAAGGCCCAACGAGGAACAUGAUGAUGCUACAAGAGUGUUACAUGGACGCAUUAGGAGGCAUGAUAGUAUACGCUCCUCUCGACAUGGCUUCAAUGAGUCUCGCUACUUCAGGUGAAGUCGACCCUUUGAAAAUUCCAAUCCUUUCUUCUGGUUUCACCAUCUCAAACGAUGGCCGGCGAUCCAUGGUGGCUGAGGAGGGUGGAACUAUACUCACGGUGGUCUUUCAGAUCCUUGUCUCUGAAGACAGAAGGAUAAGAGGGCUGACUGAGCAGUCAGUGGACACGGUGACGAGUUUGAUCAGCUCCACUGUUCGAAACAUCAAGCUCUUGCUCAAUUGUCCUCUUGAGUGAGAAUGGAAGAUUCUCCUUUUCUCUUUUUUUUACAACUGUUUGAGAUGUUUUUAUUUAUUUUCGGAUUUUGCAUGAUUUUCUAUUGGUUAUGAUGAUUUUUAAGGACAUGUUUAUGUUUUUAAUUUAAUUUUUUUCGGACCUUUUGGUUGGUUAUAAUAAUUAUCCCAUAGUUUGAAUGAUAUAUGUUUUGAUUGUAAUGUUAAGUCAUUGCUCAGCAAAGCAAAUGGGACUAUUUUCGUUUCACAAAAAAAAUGGAAAUAUUUUCAAAGGAAAAAGAAUUUAGUGAACUCGAAAACAACACCAUAUAUUGAUGAUUUCGUAUAUAAAAUGUUUGAAAUUAGAGAAAUAGAUAAAUGGUGAAAUUAUUGUUAGCUAUAUGUAGAACUAAAUAACAGUUCAAAAACAUAUAAACACUUUUUCAAAAAAAAAAACAUAUAAACAUACUGAAAAAAUCAUAACACUGUCUUUGUCAAGUGUCAGUCCUUCAUGCAUUCCCAAAUGAACCAAAAUAUAGAUGCAUAUUACUAAUAUAUUUCUUUUAUUUAUAAAUGAGUUAGUAC
This is a messenger RNA of Brassica napus (rape), 5147 nucleotides long. Its product is annotated as homeobox-leucine zipper protein HDG8-like. Gene Ontology annotation, molecular function: DNA binding; lipid binding. Lineage: Eukaryota; Viridiplantae; Streptophyta; Magnoliopsida; Brassicales; Brassicaceae. Bases 2491 to 4587 code for a protein of 698 amino acids. The transcript has 10 exons. The record is from RefSeq and is a predicted model, not a curated record.